Brugia malayi is the source of this 327-nucleotide messenger RNA. RefSeq lists its product as uncharacterized. The record is from RefSeq and is a predicted model, not a curated record. The transcript is spliced from 4 exons. NCBI's taxonomy places the organism in Eukaryota, Metazoa, Nematoda, Chromadorea, Rhabditida, Onchocercidae. Bases 1 to 327 code for a protein of 108 amino acids.
AUGUCAGCAAGAAUUGGAUAUCAACUGGAAGAUAUAUCGCGAUAUCUAGAUGGUUUACGAGAACAAAGGAAAGCAAGUGAAGAUAUCAUUGGCCAUUUGAAAAAAGAACGAGAAUUAAUCUCAUUACAGAUUGAUGAACUACGUAUAAAACUCAACACGUUAGAUACGAGAAUAGGAAAAGAGGAAGAGAUUUGUUCACGUUUGGAAAGAACGAUAGCGCACGCAAACGAAACAUAUGAAAAACUUGUCGAAUCCUCUCAAAGUUUAGUGGACUAUGUUAAAAAAGAAUAUGAAGGCGCUCGCAGUUCAGGAUCAUCACUUACUUGA